UCAACCUCAACCUCAUCAACCUCAUGACCUCAACUAACUCAAUAAUACAGUGGCAGCAAUUGGCACAAUUAUCACAGAAAAUCCCAUGAGAAUCGACUUGUAUGGCCUAAGGUAAACUCAGGAGUUCAGACUUGUUUUCUUGCGGCCAUUUACUCUUCAUCAAUACAUGAGGGGGUUGGAUUUGUGAUUACAAAUUGAAAUGCAAGGGCGGGGUUGCUGGAAGUGCAGGCUGCAGAGAAGGGAUAGUGAGCUAAAGGCAGUGACGGCCGAUGAGAAGCUAGCUCAAAACAAACACAGCCAUGCCGACGUGCACCCGCACCAACAUAUUUGGUGUGCAGGACCGUUUCCAGUGUCCGGAGCGGGGCGGUGACCCGCGCGACCGCUACUGCUGCGGCACGCGCAAGGACCGCCACUGCUGCGCCACCGACCCUCUGGACGCCCUGUCCGGGGGCGGCGGGUUCGGCAGUUUCGGCGGCGGCGGCGGUAGCUCUGGCGGGGGCAGCUAUGGCGGAGGCGGCGGCGGCGGGUCCAUCGGGGGCGGCGGCGGCAGCGGCAGUUACGGAGGCGGAGGUGGCAGCAGUAGCGGCGGGUACUCCGGAGGCGGAGGAAGCAGCGGGAGAGGCGGCAUGCGCUCCAACCAGAAGGAUGCGGAGCUCGGCGCCGGCCUCGGCAGUGGCUUCUCUCUGCUGCUGCUGGCACUCUGCUGCCUCUGCUGUCUCCGCUGUCCGUUCUGUCCCAUCAACAAGAUGAGAAAACGCCGAUCGCAGGGCCGACGCGGCUCCGGCAGCAACGGAGCGCCUGACGUUCCCAUGGGCCGUGUCGACCCGCCGCCACCGCAGCCGCCCAGUUUCCCGCAGCCAGACAGCAGCGGCGGCGGCUACCCUGGUGGCGGUGGAGGUUACCCUGGCGGCGGUGGCGGUGGUUACCCAGGUGGCGGCGGUGGCUACCCUCAGCCGACCAACGGUGGCGGUGGCUACCCCGGAGGCGGCGGCGGCGGCUACCCUGGAAGCGGCGGCGGUGGCUACCCUGGCAGUGGCGGCGGCGGCUACCCUGGAAGCGGCGGCGGUGGCUACCCUGGCAGUGGCGGAGGAGGCGGCGGCUACCCUGGCAGUGGUGGAGGAGGCGGUGGCUACCCUGGUAGCGGCGGCGGUGGUGGCGGCGGCUACCCUCCUCAGCCCCAGCCGUCGCAGCCCGCCCCACCGGGCUGGGCCGACCCCUCAGCUCCGUCUGCCCCUGGCAGCGGCGGUGGAGGCUGGGCGCCGCCCGGAAUACCAACGCCGGCAUCGGGAGGCGGCGGCUGGAACGCGCCGUCCCCGGCCGCCCCCGCCCCCGCCCCCGCCUCGACCGGCGGCGGCGGCGGCGACUGGAGGAGCGACAUAGACAAAAUGAUGGGCUUCGGAGAUCCUGGCGAAAAGAAAGGCGACAAGCCACCGCCGUACAAUCCCAACUACUAGAGCGGGCCUCGUUCAUGCCAUCUAGUGAGCGUCAACGCCAACUGUAAUGCCGCUGCUUCCCACCGCUUGGCUCGCCACGCCAGUCGCAACACUCUACAAUGCCUGUCACGGUCAGCCCCAGCUCAACUGCUUCCCUCAGUACGUAAUCUUUGACUGAAGGACGGCACGGCAUCGCGGGGAACUCAGUCAGCUCUGUCACUGAUGGAGCAGCUGUGCAAUGUGUUCAUCUUCCAUGCACCAUUCGUGAGAUGCUAGGAUACUACUUAGGAGCAGAGUGCUACCUUCACGGCACCACUCGGGAAAUGCUAGGGCAGAGUGCUAGGCUGAGUGUCAGCAGUAGGUAGGCGCGGCUUACGGGGCUGGUGCUCGGGUUAAUGUCUGUCGAUAGGGCCGCGUUGGGGUCAGGCUGGCGCUCACUAAUGUCACAAUACUGCCUGAAGUGGAAGACCGAUAGUAUUCGGGCUGAUGUGAUUGCAAUCGAAGACUUCGAGAAGAUCGGCUGGUCUGCUGCACGCCUAGUUUGCUUUAUUAGCUUCCCCGCUUUCUAUUCACGAACCGUGCUCCAGUCUGCACUGGCUCUAUGACCUGCCCCCUCACAAUCGCACUUCUCUGGCCUCUGGGUAAUGGCUUGCCCAGCUUUUUUUUACUUUUUUGUCAGUAUUUACCUGCAUAAGGCCCGGCCAAGGUGCGCUGGACCGAUGGUUGGGCGUUGAUUGUGCUUGGGGACGAGAAGGACAUUGCGCCUGGCUGUCGCGGGUGCUCGAGACUUAUGUGAAGUAAUUUCAGAGUUGAUACCUCGUCGCCGUGCUAGCUUUCUUUUACCAAGAAAGACAGAGACGGGGAGUGCCCUACUCGUAUGAGAAUCUCCGCUGGAAAUCAAAAUAUCGUAUGUUUUUCUCAGCUUGGUGCUUGCUAUAGCUACUGGACCUCCCUUCUACCUUCCUUGUGUGGAUUCAACAGCUGACUUCGUCUCAAAGAUAGCUGUGGUCUCUAACAUUGCGGAAAUAUACUCCGCGUGCACUGACGUCGCAUGGCCACGGCAUGGUUUUGCUGGUUAAGUUAAGUCCAAUAAGUUUUUUUUCGCAUAUGAGAGCGGGAAUUAACAACUGAAGACGUGCGUAGUGAUGGCUUAUGUGGGGGUUUAUCCAGGUACCUGAGCCGGACGCUGGUCGUUGACAACCAUUUAGACACCCUUCUCUGUGUUUGUGGUAGGGCGUCGCGUCAUGUUGUGUGGAGGGAUUUAGAUAUGCUAUAUUGAAGUUGACACCCUUCGUUGGAUGCAUGUGUUUUCUUAGCUCGGAGAUUUAUUUCGCCUUUGCUUGACAUCUCAGGAAUCUUCGUUGGUCUUAUUGAGAAUAGUCCUCAAAUUCGACGUUGCACGACUCAAUUUCUUUCUAUGGCACUGAAAAUGAUACGGAAAAGUCGUGCAUGCGAUGGGCGCGUUGGUUUGCAAUGUUCCUGAAAAAAAAGCGUAGAGCUGCCUUGUCAAACUCUGUGAAAGCCGCGGAGUAUAGUUGUGAGCGAAGUGCGGAGCAUCCACUGCUUCGUAGCUUGGCGUGUCGUCCCUUUGUGUCAUGUGCAUGCGCCGACUGUAGAUUUAGUAGUUGACGUGCGUCGACUUUAAAUGUUUCACCCGUGGACUCUCAUAGGUGUUCUGACUUAUUUCGCCUGAUAGUUACUAAUUGUGGCCUGUGGGUGACCUGCUAGUUUCAGGAGAUAUUUUACAGAUGACUGGUGUUGGCACGUCCCAUUAGCUAGGUU
This is a messenger RNA of Amphibalanus amphitrite, 3215 nucleotides long. RefSeq names its product loricrin-like. The coding region runs from base 300 to 1454 and encodes 384 amino acids. Lineage: Eukaryota; Metazoa; Arthropoda; Thecostraca; Balanomorpha; Balanidae. The record is from RefSeq and is a predicted model, not a curated record. The transcript is spliced from 6 exons.